Messenger RNA from Lineus longissimus, 2068 nucleotides. RefSeq names its product elongation factor 1-alpha-like. Bases 174 to 1565 code for a protein of 463 amino acids. The transcript has 8 exons. NCBI's taxonomy places the organism in Eukaryota, Metazoa, Nemertea, Pilidiophora, Heteronemertea, Lineidae. Gene Ontology annotation, biological process: translational elongation; translation. The record is from RefSeq and is a predicted model, not a curated record. Gene Ontology annotation, molecular function: GTP binding; translation elongation factor activity; GTPase activity.
CAAAAUAAAUACAUGUAUCAUGAAUAGGCGCAUAAUAGCUGGUUAGCAAGCGUAGGCCUAUGCUGAUGCUUCGGUGAAAUUCCGUGAUCGACCUUUUCGUCGGAGACCGCGCAGAGGUAGAGACGAAGUUUUGUUUAAUCCGAUUGUUUUUGAGUGAGACUUAAAUCAGCAUCAUGGGCAAGGAAAAGACGCAUAUCAGUGUUGUUGUUGUGGGCCACGUGGACUCUGGCAAAUCCACCACGACCGGGCACCUCAUCUACAAAUGUGGCGGCAUCGAUAAACGGCAAAUCGAGAAAUUUGAGAAAGAGGCUUCGGAGAUGGGCAAAGGUUCGUUCAAGUACGCGUGGGUCUUAGACAAAUUGAAAGCCGAACGUGAACGUGGCAUCACCAUCGAUAUCGCUCUGUGGAAGUUUGAGACGAAAAAGUAUUUCAUCACCGUCAUUGACGCCCCCGGUCACAGGGAUUUCAUCAAAAACAUGAUUACAGGCACCUCUCAGGCCGAUUGCGCAAUCUUAAUCGUUGCCUCGGGAACGGGUGAAUUCGAAUCUGGAAUUAGCGCGAAUGGUCAGACUAGAGAGCACGCCCUUCUCUGUUUCACCCUGGGCGUAAAACAAAUGAUCGUCGGUGUCAACAAGAUGGACAGUACCGAGCCACCAUACAGCGAGGCGAGAUUUCACGAGAUUCAGAAAGAGGUGUCAGGCUACCUCAAGAAAGUUGGUUAUAAUCCAAAAUCCGUGGCAUUCGUGCCUAUUUCCGGGUGGCAUGGCGACAAUAUGCUGGAAGAGUCUGCAAAAAUGACCUGGUUCAAAGGCUGGGAAGUUGUUAGGAAAGAUGACACGAAAGCGAAUGGGAAAACGCUGUUUGAAGCCCUCGACUCCAUCAUGCCACCUAAAAGGCCAACAGACAAGCCCUUCAGACUCCCCCUUCAAGACGUCUACAAAAUCGGAGGCAUCGGCACCGUGCCCGUGGGCCGCGUGGAGACUGGAAUACUCAAGGCAGGCAUGUUGGUGACCUUCGCGCCGCCUGCGAUCACUACCGAGGUCAAAUCAGUGGAGAUGCACCACGAAUCCCUUCCUGAGGCGCUUCCUGGCGACAAUGUCGGUUUCAAUGUCAAGAAUGUCUCCGUCAAAGAUAUAAGGAGAGGCAAUGUGGCGGGAGACAGCAAAAAUGACCCUCCAAAGAGUUGUGAGAGCUUCGAAGCUCAGGUUAUCGUUCUGAAUCACCCGGGCCAGAUCAAUGCCGGUUACUCUCCGGUCCUGGACUGUCAUACCGCGCACAUCGCCUGCAAGUUCACGGAACUCAAGGAAAAGAUUGACCGCAGGUCCGGAAAGAAACUGGAAGACAGCCCCAAAUUUGUAAAGUCCGGUGAUGCCACCAUAGCCGUCCUCACACCCACCAAGCCCAUGGUGGUGGAGAACUUUUCGGAGUACCCACCUCUCGGGAGGUUUGCGGUGCGAGACAUGAAGCAGACGGUCGCUGUGGGAGUCAUCAAGGCUGUGAAGAAGAAAGAAGUGACGGGCAAGCUCACCAAGUCCGCGCAGAAGGCCGCGGGAAAGAAGAAGUGAUGGCCGUUAGGUAGCGCUUCUUACGACCGGAUCGCCAUUUUGGAACAUGAUCCCACCGUUUUUGUAAUUAUCUGUGCCGUGAAAUGUUUGUUGAAAUUUAUUUUACUUAGAAAAUAUCAUAGGAAAAAUGUCAGAAGAAAAAAAACAAACAUUAUGUACAUAUUUAAGAUAUGAUUUACCAAAUGUGUUUACACUCUCCCCCGCCCAGUGUUCAUAAUAACCUCAUCUGCAUGUGGGCAAUUUCCGCCUUUCAUUAUUGUCCAAUCAGAAUCACGCAAACCUGCCUGUCGGAGUCAGACAUCCUGUCGGACAUUCUCCAGGAGGGGUCGCAAACCGCACGAUACUGAUUCAAAAAACUGUCCCUUAGCAAAGAAGGGCAUUCCUUUCUGCGAUGUUCAAAGCAAAGAAUUUAAUCCAUACUUUCCAUUGCGAAGACGCUCGAGAUUGUUUUUUAAUUUUUUUGUGUGGCAAAGACAAUGCAAUAAUAAACAUUUGACACAUAA